AACACUUAAGAGGCAUGAUAAAAAUCGAUCAUGCAAAAUAUUAAUCGUUGAACAGUGAUUUUCAAUUUCGCCGACUACAGUAACCGCAAAAAGAUACUACUGUAAUAUAUGAGUAAAUUUUCAAUAUUUCACUGUCACCUGUCAACAAAAUAUACAUAUUUCUGCAAAUUCAGUGGCUAUAUAGAUAGCAGUAAAAAUACGAGAAAACGUUUUGUUCCCCGUAAUUUUUGUUUGCUCACCACUCUUUUCCCAUCUUCGCAGCCAACAAUUUCCAAAACAUCCGUCUCUCUCCAUUGUUCUUACAACUAAAAGAAUAUGAAGAAGUACACCCCUGAUUCGCGUCUUGACAAUAUUGCGCCUAUUCCGACGCGUUUUGAACGUCGGAAGAUGUUGCCAGACAUCGGAACUUCAGCCGAAUUCACAUUCUCCCGUGUUCCCGUAUUUCCCGGUUUGAGGAAACCGGGAAAAAGAAUCAUCGCGAUCUACCUAGCGAGUGCUUCAAUUGGAUUCGCAGCUGCUUGGUUUGGUGCUGCCACUUUUGAUCAGGUCAAUUUGAAAAUUGAUAGCUACAAAGACCGAUUAGACAUUGUUCCAUACAAAUAAUUUUUAAAAAUGAAGAUUAACAAAUAACUGUAAAAU
This is a messenger RNA of Caenorhabditis elegans, 639 nucleotides long. RefSeq names its product Cytochrome b-c1 complex subunit 10 (gene C15H11.11). Lineage: Eukaryota; Metazoa; Nematoda; Chromadorea; Rhabditida; Rhabditidae. Bases 316 to 603 code for a protein of 95 amino acids. The record is from RefSeq and is marked reviewed. The transcript is spliced from 2 exons.